This is a messenger RNA of Nymphaea colorata (pocket water lily), 4276 nucleotides long. RefSeq lists its product as uncharacterized. Gene Ontology annotation, biological process: endosomal transport. The record is from RefSeq and is a predicted model, not a curated record. The transcript has 3 exons. Gene Ontology annotation, cellular component: AP-type membrane coat adaptor complex. NCBI's taxonomy places the organism in Eukaryota, Viridiplantae, Streptophyta, Magnoliopsida, Nymphaeales, Nymphaeaceae. Bases 582 to 4088 code for a protein of 1168 amino acids.
UGAAUCACGUAGAAAGCAAAAUGGUAAGGGACAUAACUGAUUUAUUCUGCCUACUAGGCAAGCUACCCUUAAUCAUGGGAUCUGAUUACGAUACAAAAAAGCAGAGGAUGAUGUUGGAUCCCUGGGAUAUCUAAGUUGAAUAGAAGGCAAGCAUACUGGCCAAACCAGGUCAAGGACUUGGCUCUUUCAGGCCAGGCCCAUUUUAAGUUGGUUUGCCUCCCAGCCUGCCCCUCUGUAACGGGAGCAACAACCCAUCAGGCCCUCUCUCUCUUUCUCUCUGCAUCUCUCCACGUCUGGAUGGACUAACCCCUUUUCCCCUUUCUAAACCCCACACAACUGCUUAUGGUGGUGGAUUCUUGGCUUCCCUUCUCCAAACCGGAAAUUCAGAAAGGAAAAGACCCUAAAUCGGUACAUCCGGACAAAGGCAUUUCCAUGCUUCUCAAUCUGAAAUCGGGUGCACCUCCACUGCGGCGAAGAAAUGAAGCAACGAAACCAAUUUGAACCAGCAACAAGGAGACCCCGUUUGGAGCCUUCCCCGCCAUCGGAGAUCUGCCUUCUCAUACGCUGAUCGGCCGAGACCCAUGGAGAAACCUGGGAAGCAGCUCUCCCUCCCAGAGUGGGAAUCCCUAAUUGAGGAUUUCCAAUCAGGAGGUCCAACGCAGACCAAGUGGCUCACGCUCUACCCGAGCCCUUCUCUCCUGGAGCUCGCCCUCAACACCAUCCUCAGGAAGGAAUUCCCCAUCAAAAGCCAGUUGAUCUUUUUUGUCGAGGAGUUUUCCAGUGUCAUGAUUGAGCCCCUCGACGCCGAGCCUGCGCUCGGCAGCGUGGUGCAGGCGCUCAGGGCACUUGUUCAAUCGCCGAUCGAUGGUGUUUCCGUAACGUACGCCUUGAAGGAGCAGAUGAUGGUGUCCAUGACUUCGGUGGUGAUAGUCGCUGACGGUCUCCGCCGCGCCCCCCACCAUCUUGAGAGCUUGGUGGCGCUCCUCCUGACGGUAAUCAACAGGCCUAACCAUGGCCCUGACCGGCAAUCCCGGGCCGUCGCCUGCGAGUGUCUCCGGGAACUCGAGCGCGCAUACCCUUGUCUCCUCGUCGAGAUUCUGGGCCAUCUCUGGACCCUGUGCCAAAGCGAGAGGACGCAUGCCUCUCAGAACUACAUCCUCCUACUGACCACCAUCGUCAACAAUCUUGUUUCUGCGACAACGAGCAACGCUCGAGCGAAGCCUGGUGUUCCUGCUUCAUCCUCCCCUUCGAUACUUUCGACUUCGAUCCCUCUGGUCCCCUUCAAUAGGCCCAAUUUUCUGGUGAACUCGUCCUCUGCCCCGGAAUUCGAAAAUGGUGUGAGAUCGUUUGCAGGAAGGGAGCUCAGUUCCGUGAAUAUGAAGGAAUUGCGGCGAGUGGUUGCCUUCCUUCUUGAGCAGCCGCAGCUUCUUACGGCUUGCGGAUUGCUGGAGUUCAUGUCUAUGCUUAUGGGUGUCGCCGUGGUGUUAGGUUUGCAGGUUUCCCUCUUGAAGGUGCAGUUCUCUGGCUUGAUUUAUUCUUAUGAUCCUAUACUCUGCCACAUUAUUUUGAUGCUGUACUCGAAAUUUUCCGAUGCUUUCGACGGUGAAGAGGGCAAAAUUGCUGACCGAUUGGCGUUGAUCUCCAAGGAGGUUUCGGCGCAACUUGUGUUCCGGUUGCUGUCGGUGCAUUGGUUGUUAGGUUUGGAAGUUUUUUGCUUGAAGAAGGACAAGAAACAGACCAUCGUUACCAUGGCCUCCCAAUUCUACCCACAUGUGUUCGACCCGCUCGCACUAAAAGCACUCAAACUGGAUUUGCUGGUGCAUUGUAUCAUCCGUCUUGAUCAUUCACUUGCCGCGUUGCUUCCUUCGGCCAAUAAGCGGUCUGAAGACCCUGUUAUGGAGAAGAGAGGCUCCCAGAGCGAUUUGGAUUGUGGGGUUCGGACGACGAAGCUUUUUGAGGAUGGCCUGCAUUGCGUUUCAGCAUUCAAAUGGUUGCCGCCAAAUAGCACGGAAACCCUCGUGGCCUUCCGAAUGCUGCAUAAAUUUUCGAUAAGUGCUAUACCCCAUGAAGUACCUGAUUCUUCGGUUACAGUGAUUUUCACAGAAUCUGCCAGCUUCUGCAUGCUGCGGACUCUGCUUGUUAAAACAUUGCUGGAGUUUCGGAGAAUGGUUCCUGUUAUUGUUACCUUCGUUGACCGGCUGCUGGGUUGUGGCUCCCACAAAUGGUUAGGAGAACGCCUGCUACAGACGUUGGACACACAGUUACUUGGCAAGCUUGCGCCAGAUCAAUGGUUGACAUCGUACUUCCCAAUCUUUGACAGAAUUGCAGAGACUGUUGCAAUACCUCCACGUUCUUUGCUGGAGUUGCUUACAACGUUCACUGUUGCUCUAGUGAAAAAUUAUGCUCCAGAAAAAGGAGUGAUGCCUUGGUCACAAGGAAGUAAAGUGCUAAGCAUAUGCAGAACGUUGCUUAUGUAUCAUCAUAGUUCUAGAAUAUUCGGUGGGUUAUCACGCCUUCUUUCCUUCGUCUGUCAGUUCUUUCCGGACUUGGAGGUUCGUGAUAAUGCAAGGAUUUAUUUGAGGAUGCUUGUAUGCAUUCCUGGGAAGAAACUGAGGCACAUUCUGAACCUUGGGGAGCAGCUUCCGGGGGAUGCAUCAUCUACCCACCUUUCCUCAUUUCUCCAGUCGCAGUCUCCUACAGCUUUUCGUGAUGUGAAUAAAACACGUGAUAUUUCUUCAUAUAUUCUUCUUGAACGGGUUGUACCACUUAUCGUGAAGCAAUCAUGGUCAUUGACUAUCCCAAGUCAGGUGAUUGAAGAUGGCGGCCAUAGUUAUCUUUUAAACGACCCGUCAACCGUCACCUCAGAUCCUGAUACUGGAGUCCCUUCAGAUGGUUUGAACUUCAUAGAAUCUGAGAUAAGGCAUGCGCCUCAGGAACCAUUGCGUGUUAUGGAUUCAAAUGUCGCAGAACUUUUGGGAACACUCAGAAGGCAUUUCGCAAUUAUCCCAGACUUCCGCCACAUGCCAGGAGUCAAGAUCAGAAUACCGUGUAUGCUGACAUUCAAGUCUGCGUCCUCAAACCAUCUUUUGGGGCUUGAUUUGCAGGUUGCAGAUUCAGAUGGAAAUAGGAGACAGUUGGCACUGUAUGCAAUAACUGUUUCCUUCUCAUCUUAUGCACGUUAUGGUCGAAUUCCACCAUUCCGAAUUCCUUUGCUUCUUGCUAGACCAUCAACAGAUGCCAAUGAUUUCUCUAUGGGUGCCCAGGAAGAAAAUUCUGUUACUGUUUAUUCAAAAAAUGGGGUGACAACUGAGCAGAAGGGACACUUAAGUCUCACCCACGAUGAUAUGAAUAGAUAUGGAGCAUUUGGAGCCUUAGUGAUAAUUGAAUUGGAGCCUCGAGAGCCAGUACCUGGGGCUGUAGAUGUUACGAUCGAGGCGAAUAUUGAUAAUGGACAAUCCAUCUCAGGGAAGCUCCAUAGUGUCACGGUGGGUAUCGAAGACAUGUUUCUUAAAGCCCCUCCAGAGAUUUCAGACGAAUCACUUCCUGAUUAUUACUCAGAUCUUUUCCAUUCAUUAUGGGAAGCGUGCGGAGAUGCCAGUACCUUUGGCAGAGAAGUAUUCGCGCUUAAAGGCGGAAAAGGUGUGGCUGCUAUUAGCGGUACAAGAAGUGUCAAGCUGUUAGAAGCACCGUCUUAUGUAGUUAUAGGAGCGGUCGAACGUUCUUUGGCAUCCUUUGUUGUUACCGUCAUUGGUGAGCCUCUAGUCACUGUGGUUAGAGAUGGUGGCGUAAUUAAGGAUGUUCUUUGGAAGGAAGAGUCUCCAACGCAAACAAGUGAAGUUAACAGCUUGGUUCCAUAUGCCAGUGGUCCGCAGCAGUUGAAGUAUAUUUCUGAUGGUAGAGAAACUCAUUCAAAUCCCGGUAAGAGAAACAUGGGAUAUAUACAUGUUCUGAUAUUUCUUCCUCCUAGAUUUCAUCUCCUCCUCCAAAUGGAGGUAUCUGAAUUUUCAACACUUGUACGAGUCAGGACAGACCAUUGGCCAUGCCUUGCAUAUAUUGAUGAAUACUUAGAAGCUUUAAUUUUGUCUUGAAAGAUAACAGCUUCUAAGCCUUUCAAUUUAUUGAUGAUCGCAUCAAUAUAGGAGACCAUGAUUAUUUCUCUCCUUUGAAAGAAUAACGUGUAAAACCAUAAGCAUGUUUGCAAAGCGCAACUCAUAUAUACCGCAGCUGAUGAGUGUACGUUAAACAAAUGAAUGCAUUAUUUUUGGUAAUUUGUCUA